Amphiprion ocellaris (clown anemonefish) is the source of this 2957-nucleotide messenger RNA. Its product is annotated as G-protein coupled receptor family C group 5 member C-like. Gene Ontology annotation, molecular function: G protein-coupled receptor activity; protein kinase activator activity. Gene Ontology annotation, biological process: G protein-coupled receptor signaling pathway. The transcript is spliced from 4 exons. The coding region runs from base 471 to 1649 and encodes 392 amino acids. Lineage: Eukaryota; Metazoa; Chordata; Actinopteri; Pomacentridae. The record is from RefSeq and is a predicted model, not a curated record. Gene Ontology annotation, cellular component: intracellular membrane-bounded organelle; plasma membrane; extracellular exosome.
AUAAGUAGGCCGGGCGCUAAUCUCACAGAAUAUGCAAAGCUGCAGGCACCACAGAGGUAGGAAAAAGGGGCAGAGCGGUUUGAGCAGAGUCUUUAGCAAAAGCAGGUUAUUACAUUUACAGAAUAAAAACAUUCAUAGCGUACGGUACAGCUGCUUUGAUAGGACUGUCGAUCAGUCGAGUCUAACAUGGAUGAGUAACAGAUCAGGAGAAGCGGUGGAUUGUUCGUGAUCCUGUCCGGAAAAAAACACACUGCUGAAUCCAAAUAAAUGAGCACUUGAACGCACCGGUAUUGAUCGCAGCAUCUGCAACGAGGUUGGUAAAACUCAGAAGAAGGGAAUCGAGCAAAGAAAGUUUGUUUCCUGACGUCGGUUAUUCUCACCGGAGAAAAUCUACCUGAGUCCCCUGUUGGAGCAGCCAGAGCUGCUGUCAUUCUCAGUCCUGAAUUUAAACAAAAGUGUGCAGUGAAGCAAUGAAUCCUACUAGUGUGCCAAAAGGAUGUGGCUCCAGCAUCAGCUCCAUAUACUACAACCUGUGUGACAUGACCACAGUGUGGGGGGUUGUGGUGGAAGCCUUUGCCGCUGCCGGUGUGGUGACUUCCUUUGUCCUGUUUGUCAUUCUCAUGGGCUGCUUGCCGCUUGUGACAGACAAAAAGAGAAAGGGUAUGGUAGCCCUGCAGGCCAGCAUUUUAAUUUUCACACUGGGACUCUUUGGACUUACUUUUGCCUUUAUCGUGAGCCAGCACUCCACCAGCUGUACUGCACGAAGGUUCCUGUUUGGAGUACUCUUCUCAGGGUGUCUCGCCUGCCUGGUGAUGCAUGGGCUGUGGCUAGCCCUGCUGCAACGGAGAGGACGAGGGCCUAGGAGCUGGAUGCUAUGCCUGGGAGCACUGGGUCUCUGGCUGGUCGAGGUGAUCAUCAACACUGAAUGGCUUAUCAUCACUGUGGUCAUUAUCCCACCUGGAGUUGACGAUGCCCCUGACCUUUCCUGCAGUAUUGCCAACCAGGACUUUGUGAUGGCUCUCAUUUAUGUCAUGGUUCUGCUGCUAGCUGUAGUGCUGAUGGCAAUACCCUCACUAACACACAAACAUAAGCAGUGGCGCCGAGAUGGAGCGUUCAUCCUGGUCACAGGGCUUCUCACCAUCGCUAUCUGGGUAACUUGGAUUGUCAUGUACAUCCAUGGGAACCAAGUGAUUGGGAGUCCGAGCUGGGACGAUCCUACUCUGGCUGUAGCUGUGGUGUCAAAUGCCUGGGUGUUCCUCUUUCUCUACACAAUCCCAGAAAUCUGCUUGCUGACACAAGAGGACCCUGACCAGGAGCAGCCCCAUGAUGGAGACGUCUACCCUGCCAGGAGUCUGGUUUAUGACACCAUCAUUAAGGAGCCGGAGCCAACCCAGCAGAAUGUGUACAUGGAGAAUAAAGCCUUUUCCAUGGAUGAGCCUCCAACUGUAUCAACAAAGCCAGUGUCUCCAUAUGGAGCUUACAAUGGUCAAUUGCGAAGUUGUGUAUACCAGCCCACCGAAAUAGCCUUGAUUGCCAAAGGUCUGACAAAGAUGGACCAAGACACGAUAAUGCUUCGAACGACACCCCCAUCUUUGAAUCCAGGAAGUAGCAGCUCCCUGUCUCGCUCAGCUGAGUCCUUAGCACCCUAAGGACUGUCAGAGGUUGGCAGACUGAGUCAAGAGCACAUUGCACUGUCACCUACACACUCGGUUGUUACAGCAGUGAAAUAAAUCUCGACUGCCUGCGGAUUUGUUCUUAGAGUUUGUAGUAUCAGAUGUUUUAUAUCACAAUUUUUCUUCCUUAGAAGGAUGCUUAAAAUAGUAACAAUUGAAUCUACAGCAAUAUGUAGUAAUAUGACCUAGUUCCUCUCACAAACUACUUCUUAUACUACAUUUCUCUGAUACUCACACACGGUUGGAGCAAGUGUUACAUACACAAGAUUCUAAUAAUUGACAACAAUGGAGACGGAUGACUUCUGAUGGGGUUAUUCCAUCUCAAGGGGCCUUCUACAUGACUAUCUCCGAUUUAGCUGAAACAUUUUUAUAUGCAUACUUAAAAUGGUAUUUGUGAAAAUUUUUAGAUGAUUUAGAAAUAUUAAUUCACAAUCUGCAAUAUUGGACACGUAGAUCAAAUAGUCUCUGAUUAUGCGUGAAAUAAGAUGUGAAAAAAGGAAGUGUCAAGAAAAGCACACAUUAACCCACAAAAAAGUAUGUAAGGAAGUAUUUAUUCUAUCAAGCUAAAAUUGAACAACCACCUUUAUAAAUAUGCAUGUUUUAUUAUGCUACAAUCAGAGACAGUUGAGCAGGAUUUGUUCUAGCCAAAAUUGGCGAUUAUCAAAAAUUUGUGCCUCAGUGCCUUAUUUCUGUGCUUUAACAAAAACAAAAACAAAAAAAACUCAACUACUUCUAUAGUCUAUGUACCAGUUUUGCUCACUUGUGGCUUCACUAUUGGGCCCCAAACUAACAAUCAUCUAAAGGGUGAUAUGUUUGUAUCUCUAUGGGAACAAACCUGACUUACCUUCUAGCAAUGAGAAAGACCAGAAACUAUUGUUUUUGUUGUUUUGACUUUUUCAAAAUCUAAAACACAAAGUUAUGUAUUCAGUUCACAUGUGGCUUAAGGUAGAUAUUAAGAAACAGUAGACAAUAAUCCAAUGCAGAGAAUUUAGAGUAACAGACUAGUCACAGCUGUGUGCAGUGUAAAGUGAACAUAAUUUACCAGAAAUUGUGACAAUAUCUAUGAUUCUUUUCUUUACACUCAUAAAUCUGCUGCAUGUUAUUAAUCUGUUCAAAACUGCAUGCUUCUACAUGUAAAGCUACAUGCUCUGUUCACUUGUGAAAUUAUGUUGUGAUUCUCUGAAAGCCAUAUCAUUUUAUAGAGUUUUGGAUUUUUCAAAGUGUAAUUUUAUGUGAAAAUAUACAUUCUAAGUUAUUAAACCAAUAAAUGUUAUUUAAACUCUA